AUGGGGGAAUUGAAUUUCUUCUUGAGUCUACAAGUCAAGCAAACUCCUAAGGGCACAAUGAUAAGUCAGCAGAAGUAUAUCAAAGAGCUUCUGAAGAGAUUUGAAAUGGAAAGCUCAAAAAUCAUUGAUACUCCCAUUACCACUACCACUCGUCUGGACAUGGAUGAACCUGGUUCACCUGUGAAUGAGACCAUGUAUAGAGGUAUCAUUGGGUCACUCAUGUAUCUCACAGCAAGCAGACCGGAUAUCGUUUUCAGUGUGGGACUGUGCGCCAAAUUUCAAUCUAAUCCAAAAGAAUCCCAUCUGAAGGCUACCAAGAGAAUCUUGAGAUAUCUCAAAGGAACGCAGGACCUGGUUCUCUACUAUCCCUUAGGAGAUAAUUUUGAUUUAAUCGAAUAUGCUGAAGUUGAUUAUGCUAGUUAUCUAGUGGAUAGGAAAAGCACUUCUG
Messenger RNA from Nicotiana tabacum (common tobacco), 448 nucleotides. The record is from RefSeq and is a predicted model, not a curated record. NCBI's taxonomy places the organism in Eukaryota, Viridiplantae, Streptophyta, Magnoliopsida, Solanales, Solanaceae.